GAAUUUCGUUCUGCGGCGCCAAUCCUUCUAGAAAGAGUUGUCUCGCGGACAAGCGUCCGAUUCUGAUGCUCUCACAUUUCGCAGUUGGUUUGAAGCGGUCAACGGUUUAUAGAUUUAGUACGCGAUACGGAAUAGAGCUUUCAUCCUUGCUUCAUGCCUUGUACGAUGAAACGACUGUGGAUUCCACCGGUAGACUCCCAUCCCAUGCCACUCACGUGUUUCCGGGAUAGCCUACCAAGCAAUGUAGAUCUUCCUUUAACAGGCAACCGGACCAGUCAAAAUAUUUUAAAAACACCAAACCCAACAAGAGAGAAAAUCUACAAGAUUCAAACGUGCGAAAAACUAUCGGCACCGUACCAAAAGUUACCCACUUGCACCGCUGAUUUUCAUCUCUACAGUUGGACUCUUCCAUCUGUAUCCACCCUGGAAUCGCUCGCCGAGAUUGGUGCGGGAUGUUUCGGCAACACGAAGCAAAUGAUCGGAUUGAUAUUUCCAAGGCCAAUAGCAGAGUCGGAAUACGUUUGCCGCGUACCCAUUUACCUGAGUCGCGGCUUAGCGCGAGCUCGCGUUUGGAAAGUGAACAAAGUGCGGUUGGAUCCGUCGCAGUUGCAGAAGGCCAUGGCGUUGCAUUCCGUGCUAGCCGAACUACUCACUGAACUAACGCACUAUGAGUUCUACUCUGUUGACAGUGAAGCUUGCAAAAGCUGUAAGGUGCGAAAAUUCAAUCACUAUGACUGGAAUCCGGAGCAAUCACUCUUUCUGGGCCUUUUGACUAUAACAAAAGACAAGCUGAUCGACUGGGCGGCAAGCGACGAACUCCUUCGCUGGUCGGAAUCGAUGAAGCUUUGGCGGAUGGGCGUCUCCAAAACCCAAAGUAUUGUUGAGCUUCAUUCGAGCGGAAUUAUUUCAGCCUAUCCGUGUGUGCUGAGCAGUUUGCCCCCAAACAUGUGUCACGGCCGCCUCGUUCGACCGCGUUCCCUUCCAAAACACGACUCUGGCCUGUUCGUUGUCUGUGAUAGAAUAAACGCAUCAUGCCCUACAAAACAAAGGGAUAGGGAUACCGUAUCCUGCUACCGGCUUUCACGUCACCUAAAUGCAUGUCGUGUGAAUUCCGGGUUGUCCGAAAAGACGUCCAGUCGGAUGCCGAUUGAUUUUCGGACAAGUGACUGUUUUGUACAUCCACUUCCUGCUUGGCUGUGGUUCUCACUUACUCUUAUUCCACCAAUCCUCUACCAAACAAAUAGAGCGUUAUUGUCCGUCGAAUUUUGUGUCAAGUUAACACAGUUUGUGACUCUUAGUGCGGCUAAUUGUUGGUCGGUCGUCAGUCCACUGACUGUCCUUGUCCCAGAUCGAUUGGACGCUCCGAAUGGAAUGCUUCGCCAGCUAUAUCAUUCCACGGCUAAUGACAAACAGGCAGAAUCAUCUAAUGCAGGUCAACAUUGGGACAAAAAGGUUGUCACAAAGCUACCCGCGUCAUAUCCUAUUCCUGGACCUACGGAACUGUUGGAAGCUACAACACUUUUGCGUGCAGCAGAUUCAGUUAAUUUGGAACGUUUGGAAUUCAUCGGAGACUCCUUUCUCCAGUUGAUCACGACGUUGCAGGUCUAUCAGAAUUCAUCUUUGCAAGCAGACGAGCAACAGUUGACGAAUAAACGUUCUGUGCUCGUAUCAAACGCCAACUUGUAUGGCAUUGUUGAUCGCGAACAGUGGUACCGGUACUGCACUACUCGGCCGUUUGACACUCGCGACCUUUUCAUUCCUCCAUGUUAUACGCUCAAGUCCCAAUAUCAGGAACCGGAUGAUCUGCGACUAUAUGUGAAAUUAACCGACAAAUCGCUUGCAGAUAUGAUCGAAGCAUUAUUAGGCUGCUUUCUACAAUGCGUUGGAAUACGUGGAGCUUGCGGAUUGCUGCAGCGUUUUGGCAUCUCUUUUAUGGACUGCGUUAAUGGCACUUUGAAUUCAUCUGCUUCGAUGUGGCGCUGCUUCUUCCAGGACCCCUUCUGUUUGACCGAGCAAUUAAGCAAGUUAACCAUCGGUUCUGCUGGUGGAGAUGAAGCUACUACAGCUGUGCUGGAUGAAAGUAUUAUCAGUUUACAAGGUCGGCUGGGAUAUGUGUUUAGGAACCAGGCCCUCCUUCACGAAGCCAGGACGCAUAGUUCCUACUCUCCAUUGGAGCCAACCGUUUGUUACCAGCGCCUGGAAUUUCUUGGUGAUGCCGUGUUAGGUUACGUUGUUUCCGAUGAUUUGUUCAGAAGGUUUCCGGAUUAUGAUCCUGGCAUGCUGACGAAUCACCGGUCUCUUAUUGUGAACAAUUUAGUCCUGGCUCGUGUACUCGUUGAUCUGAAAUUACACAAUGGUAUUCGCCAUAAUAUCCCAUCGCUCCAUUCAAUGGUGGACAAGCUAUGUUCGGUACGCCUAGCUGACGUGAAAAGUCUAAGCGAGUUGAGGGAGAAAAUCCAGCUGAACAUUACUGCGUUGCCGAUGAAGAUUUUGGGCGAUGUGUUCGAGUCACUCAUCGGAGCCGUGUUUGUAGACACAAAGGGUGAUCUACAGGUGAUACAGACCAUUGUGCGUCGACUGCUGGGGAAAGUGCUGAAAUUACCGCCAUAAAUCGUUUGGGCCUGAGGACGAAAGUGCAAUGGAUAUGUCAUCAUGAUUAUUGGUGGAUUUCCCAUUUCGUAAGAUUCAUUAAUGAAUUCGCUAUACCACCGGUGAUUGACCACACAUUUCACUUACGACUUGAACUUUCAUGACUUUACUAUGAAAAGGGCUAGUUCCGUACUUUCUGAUUUUUUACUCCACUAGUUUAGAUCAACAACUUCAUAUACUUAUUACACUUA
Molecule: messenger RNA, 2840 nt
Organism: Opisthorchis viverrini
Lineage: Eukaryota; Metazoa; Platyhelminthes; Trematoda; Opisthorchiida; Opisthorchiidae
Exons: 10
Coding region: 154-2610 (818 amino acids)
Biological process (GO): RNA processing
Molecular function (GO): ribonuclease III activity
Source: RefSeq, a predicted model, not a curated record